This is a messenger RNA of Paramisgurnus dabryanus, 3970 nucleotides long. Lineage: Eukaryota; Metazoa; Chordata; Actinopteri; Cypriniformes; Cobitidae. The record is from RefSeq and is a predicted model, not a curated record.
AAGGAAACAAAAUGAGAGAAGACAGGUCAGCAUACUAAUGGUGUAACUUCAGAUGUGAAAGUAAAAUUUGAAGAAAAUUUUGUCCUAAAUACUUCAGGGAGAAAAAUGACUCUUCAAGACACAGGACAAACAUGGAAGUACCUCACAGGAUUGACUGUGGCUAUUCUGCUUAUGCAUGUUUGUGUGGUAAAAACACUUGAUUUCCGAGAAACAUGCAUCGAUUCACAGUUUAGCUACACAGAUUGGCUACAGCAUCAUAUAAAAAAAAGAGAAGCAGUAAAACCAACAACUACAACAACGACGACGACACCAAAAACAAAUGACAGACUUAAAUCAAUACAACCAAUAUCAACAGUUAUACAAAUGUCAAUGAGAAUAAAUCAAAUUUUUGAAACCAGUCUCACCAACAAAACUGAUCCGAAGUUCAUAUUCUAUGUAGCUCGCAUUACAUUCGCAAUUGAAAAUAGUUACAAGAAUCUGCCUAACUACAUUAAAGGUUCAGUACAUGUCAUUGGCUUCAGGUCUGGUAGCAUUAUAGCAGACUACACAAUUAAUGCAACCAGCAGCAAUCUGGAUUUAACAACAGCAAACAUACAAGUAACUUACAUUCUAGCAGCUGCAGGAAUCCCUUUAGCUCAGAAUGCUUUUGCUAAAAGUGAGGAAAAAAUCCUGACAACCAAAGAUAAGUUUUAUCCUCUGCAAGAUGUGGAACUGAGGUGUACACGUCCAAAUUCUGUUGUGGGAACAAUGAAAUGGAGUGUGAAUGACCAAGAUCCUGCAGAAAACAGUUCAAAAUACACCAUAAUAAAUGACAACAUCGGUAGCACUCUUAUUGUAAAAGUUGCAAGUGAAAGUGACAAUGGUAGAUACUCAUGUAUCAUACAAAGCUUCCCAAUACCUUACAUUCAGUGGCAAACAGUAUCUAUUCAACCACUUCCUAAUAUUAUAGUGGACAAAACUGAUGUACAGCUUCAGUGUCAAGACCAGACUGUCCCACUGACAUGCUGUACAGAUGGUUACACGGUUGAGUGGUCUGGGAUUCCUGCUGGUGAUGUAGUGAUAAAUUCAGGACCUGGCUGCAUCACAUUACAACAUAAAAUCUUUAGUACAAAUUGUGGGUCUAAAGAAAUCUUCACUUGCCGACUAAAGGACAUGCCAGAAUUACAAACAUUUUAUUACAGCAGCAGGACAGUCCAAGUUCAGACAGUCAAUAAGUAUAACUGUAUAAAUGACACAAUUGGAGUUGGAGAAAUAGGUGACAUUAUAACAGGAUUGUGUGAAAAAGGCCAGGAAGGCCUCAUAACUUAUGUAUGUAAACAGACAACAGAUCUCAAAUAUAACUGGACAGAAGUACAGAGAGAUUGUGUUGUUCAAGCUAUCAGAGACCUUGAAAGGAGAUCUGAGGUUUUAGGUGUGAAUGAUAUUCCAGUGUUCAUGACAAACCUCAGUAACACUGCAGUGCAGAAUAAUACUGUGAUAACACAAUCUGCUGACACUGUCCAAACCAUUGUUGACAUACUUACCACAAUUGCUAGUAUCUCACAAACUAUUACCAUCAGUCAACCUGUGAUGGAGGAUUUUCUUAAAACAGUGAACAUCAUUGUAUCAGAUGCAUCUAAAAACACAUGGGUAGAAUUGAACAAUGACAACAAAACAGAAAACAAAAGCACUGAACUUCUUCAAGCUAUUGAGACUAUAAGUGAUCGGCUCUCUGAUGAUGAUUAUAUAAUUAGCGAAACCUCCAUUCAAUUGAUUAGAACAACAAUUAAAAACUCAUUCAUUGGAUCAUCUUCACUGCCAGACUCAACUACUGAGAUUGUGAUACGAAAUGUUAAACCGACCCUCAUAACCAUUAUUAUCUUCACAAAACUUGACAAUGUUUUACCAACUCGAAAUACUUCUAAUAAUGACAACAAGACCUCAGAAAACUACAUCAAUGGAGACGUGGUUGUUGUUAGGGUUAAUAAAGCAAUUAACAACAUAUUAUUUACUUUCAAUACUAUGAAUACAUCAUUGAAAAAUCCUCAGUGUGUCUUUUGGAACUUUGAUCUGAACCAUUGGGAUUCCACUGGAUGUAAAGUCAAGCGCUCAGAGCAUAACGUGGUUACAUGUGAAUGCGACCACACAACCUCCUUUUCAAUCCUGAUGUCACCGUUUGCAAUUAAUAACCCAGCCUUAGGCUAUAAUUAUAUUAUAACAUAUAUUGGUGUAGCUAUUUCAAUGGCCAGCUUGAUUCUGUGCCUCAUUAUUGAGAUGAUUGUGUGGAAGUCAGCAACAAGAAAUGACACGUCGUACAUGCGUCACGUCUCAAUAGUCAAUGUCGCUGUGUCACUGCUGAUCGCAAACAUCUGUUUUAUCAUUGCAGCUGCAAUCGCAGAACAAGAGCAGCCAACAUCAGUGGAUCGUUGCAGUCCAGUGGUUUUCUUCAUGCACUUUUUUUACCUGGCUGUUUUCUUCUGGAUGUUCAUUUCAGCACUUUUGCUCCUUUACCGCACCGUCAUGGUCUUUUCUCAAAUGUCAACUACUACUAUGAUGUUCAUUGCCUUUAUGGUUGGUUAUUGUGCACCUCUGCUCAUAGCGGUUAUUACAGUCGCAUCCACAGCUGGACCUCAACACUAUGUCUCAACAGAAAAGGCAUGUUGGCUGAACUGGUUUGAAUCUAAGGCCCUGCUGGCAUUUUUGAUUCCAGCUCUGACUAUUGUUGCCUUUAGCCUCCUGGUUUUGAUUGUGGUUUUGGGGAUGAGGGGGAUGAGAGGGAUUGGUGCUACAACUCAAUCAGAUGAGAGUAAUACUCUUGUAGUCAUUGCCCGAUGUGUGGCCAUUCUGACUCCAAUCUUUGGUCUAACAUGGGGAUUUGGCAUUGGAACCAUGGUGUCACCUGACAUUGGCGUUCAUGUGAUGUUUGCAAUCCUCAAUUCACUGCAGGGAUUUCUUGUUUUGGUGUUUGGAACACUUUCAGACAGACAGGUUCUAGAGUCACUGCCAACAAGCUGUUAUUACAGAAUCUCAUUUUCCAAUUGUACCAGGAGCACUAAUGCAGAAAGUGGAGUUUUUGUCUUGCAAAGGAUAGAUGUGAACAGUAUAUAUGACGCAAGGAGUGUCUCAUCAUCAUCAUCUUCUUACAGCUCCACUGCAUCACGCACCUUCAUGAAUCGAUAAACAACUGUAUUGACUUAGUUUUAUUUAAAGGCAUUGAUUAUGCUGUGAUCAUUUCACCCUCUUAAAACAAAUGUGUUAAAAUAAAACAUCUUGUGUCAAGGACUUAACACUUAUCUGUGUUAUUUUUGGAAUCAUGUUGUUUUAACACAUCUUGGGCCCUAUUUUAACGAUCUGAAAUGCAAGUGCGAAGCGCAACGCGCAAGUGAGUUUGUGGGCGGAUCUUGGGCGCUGUUGCUAUUUUCCCGGCGUGAGAAAUAACUCUUGCACCGGGCGCAAAUCAAUAAGGGGUUGGUCUGAAGUAGGUUCAUUAUUCAUAGGUGUGGUUUGGGCGUAACGUCAAAUAAACCAAUCAGAACGCUAUCCAACAUUCCCUUUAAACGCAAGGGCGCAAGUUCCAUGGCGGGUUGCUAUUAUUAUGACGGAUUUACCAGGCGCACGCCAGGAGCGGUUCACAGCCGAGGAGACCCACGUUCUUGUAAGAGCAGUCAAAGACAGAGAAGUUAUUUUGUAUGGGGAUAGGAGAAACCCGCCCAAAUCAGCGUAGGUUAAACAGGCGUGAGAGGAAAUAGCCACAGUCUCAUCAGCUGGCAUAUCGUUGCGCCAAGCGCUACAAUGAUGUCAGGAGACGGGGGAAUCCCAAACUUGCCAGCAUAAAUCGGGCACGCCGUGUAACGGGAGGUGGAUCUGCCUCAGGACCUGACGCCAGCAGAGGACAUCGCUGCGUCCACCCUCACCGCUGAAAGGGUUUGGGGGCUUUGAAAUCGGACCCAAGAAACGCAAGCAAGGUCCAACCCCAAAGUACUCUUACAAA